Amphimedon queenslandica is the source of this 1671-nucleotide messenger RNA. RefSeq lists its product as uncharacterized. The record is from RefSeq and is a predicted model, not a curated record. The coding region runs from base 1 to 1671 and encodes 556 amino acids. NCBI's taxonomy places the organism in Eukaryota, Metazoa, Porifera, Demospongiae, Haplosclerida, Niphatidae. The transcript has 7 exons.
AUGUUUCUCCUCCUGUUUGAUGCUUCAAAGGAUUUCAGAGAAAGAUGGCAGUCACGUCAGAAUACUUCUGAUGGUAAAGUGCUGUUUGGUGAGGUUGUUCCAACCCCUGUCAAUUGGGUCCUCUUCCGUAAAUUUUUUCAAGAGCUAGAGCUGAAUAUCAUUAGUGUAUCUGAUGCCAUUGCCAUUGGAGUGGCGUGCCAUAUACCAGCAGCUGAUGUUCCUGAAGUAUUAAAAUUCUACCAUGAGCUGGGAGCUGUGCUUUACUAUCCUCAAAUAAAAGGUCUCAAAAAUAAAGUCAUUCUGAGUCCAAAAUGGUUUGUUGGUGUCAUUGGGAAAGCAUUCCCACUGGAUAAAGGGUGGAGUGAAACAUAUACAUGUAGAUGGUGUUUGUUACAAACUAAAGGUAUUCUUGUUCAACCACUCUAUAAAGAGAUAUGGCAGUCAAGUGGUAUUGAUCCAGAAGAAAUAAUUGAACUUUUAGUUCAUUUUCGUCUUGCAGCUCAAGUUCAAACCGAACAUUAUGAUAGCACAUUCAAGCAAUAUUUUCUUCCAGCAGUGCUACCAGGAUACACAGGUGACCCUAAUGAAGUACGGCCUGGUUAUAAGCUAAGAGCCUCACCUGUACACAUUACAUUCUCCACUGGGUAUGUACCUCCUGGCUUCUUCACUCGUUUAGCAACUGCUGUAGCCACUGAUACCAAUGUUAAGCUCAAUUUUGAUAAUGUUUAUGUAGCACCUGCUGUUGGUUUCUUUGAUCGAUUAGCUAUUACCAUGAAUCUUCGUUCCAAAGUUGAGAGAAGAAGCAUCUAUCGUAAUCGUGUCUGCUUCUCUUAUGGUCAUCCUUCUGAUGAUUUUGUUCUCACUGAUAUUAAUGAAGCUAUUCAAGUUGAUGUGUUGAGAUAUGUCCCUGAGAGUAGGCAUCCUCUUUCUUUGAAAACAGUUUGUCAGCAAAUAUUGAAGUUACUAGAUGAUUGUUGCCAACAAGUAGAAGAAACUCUGAUUCUUUAUCAUCACCAUAAUGAUCGAUCAUCAAGAAAAAUACAAUAUGUGUGUCGAUGCAGACAUUCAAAGGAAGUUCAUUACAUUAAAGACAUUGAUGCUGAGAAGCAGAUGUGCUCUGAUCCUGUUUACUGCAAAAAGGAAAGACGCCCUCGCUCCCUAACUAAUAAUGAGUCACUGUGGUUUAAAGAAAAGACAAAACAUAUGCCACAAGAAAAACAGCUCCAAUUAGAGACUUCACCUAGACUUGUAGACCUAAAAGAGGAUAAUGAUGAUGAUGAUGAUGAUACUACUCUAUUAAUUCAAAAGGUCAAAUCAACUACUAAUUACUCACCCACACAGAUCAAUAUUAUUCUUCAAAAGCUAACAUUACUAACGUCAAAUUUGGAGCGUGGUAUUAAGGGAGAUGGAGGAGUAAAGUAUAAUAAUAAUAAAGAUAAAGGAACUACAACCAACACUUUGAAUGGAUCUCAGGAACAUGGAAGUACUUCAAUAGAGAAAGGACAGUCUGAUAUUGAUGUACUUAAGAUCAAUGAUGAAGUACAAGAAACACUCACUGAUAAACUGCUUGGUAAGACUAUAAGAGAGUAUAUAGUACUGUUAUUAUUAUCAUGCAGGUAUUACAGAUCUUGCUACAGUCCUUCAAGAAUUAACAUUAAAUCAACAGUUUGA